Sphaerodactylus townsendi is the source of this 1491-nucleotide messenger RNA. RefSeq names its product NFKB inhibitor delta (gene NFKBID). The record is from RefSeq and is a predicted model, not a curated record. Gene Ontology annotation, molecular function: protein binding. Bases 1 to 1491 code for a protein of 496 amino acids. Gene Ontology annotation, biological process: regulation of gene expression. Gene Ontology annotation, cellular component: nucleus. NCBI's taxonomy places the organism in Eukaryota, Metazoa, Chordata, Lepidosauria, Squamata, Sphaerodactylidae. The transcript is spliced from 11 exons.
AUGGCUACAGAAGCCAGCCAGCCAGCAGAGCCGCCAUUCCUGGAGUCCCCUGGAGCAACGGAAGGGAGGGGACCCACCCCCGGACAGACAGCAGUCCCGGAGUACCCCGUUUCUGCCUUUCCAAGCUGGCAGCCGGAUGCCCCAGGCCAAACAGCCUUCCCGGAUUGUCACUACCACUACCUGGAUACCAAGAAUUACCACGUCCAGCCUGUGGGGCCAGUGUACAACAUGAUGAACCCCUUCCCCUCCAUGGAAGCUGGCAUUUAUGGGAGCACAGGGCCCGGAGGGGCCGAGGAAGCGUAUGGUUCCAAAAUGACACCAGUCUUGGAUUAUGAGAAGUCAGUCUCUGAACCUCAAGCCUUGAACCUCUACCCACUUCCUGGAGGCAUCUGGAUGGAGCCAGGAGAAAACACCUCUUGUUCCCUUUCCUCUGGGAAUUAUCUGGCCACGUCGGCGGAGAUAGAUCCAGGGGAGCUGGCCCAGGCUCGGGCGAAGAUCCAGAAUAUGGAGCUGGCUCGUCUGCUGCAGCAGGACGAAGAUGGGGACAUGCUCCUCCAUCUGUUUGUGGCCCAAGGGCUCCGCCCACUGGCUUAUGCUGCCGCCGAGAUGCUCCGAGACUGUGGACAGCUGGAUGCCAAAGAGCAUCGGGGGAAGACUCCACUGCUUGUGGCUGCUGCAGCAAACCAGCCAGAAAUUGUGAAAGACCUGAUCAUGAUGGGAGCUGACAUCAACGCCGUGGACCAGAAGGGCCAGACCGUGUUGCACUUUGGCGCCACCUAUGGGCUACCUGGUGUCAUUGGUGCUGUUAUGAUGGCUGGUGUGUCUGUCAACAUGGAGGCCCGAAAUUUUGAAGGUCUGACCCCCUUACACUGUGCCGUCCUCUCUCACAACACGGCCUUCCAGGCCCAGGGGGUGGAGCCGACAUCUCAGCAUCGCCUGCAGGACCUGCUGUUCUGCAUCCAGCUCCUCCUUCAACUCGGAGCUGACUACAAGAGCCAGGACCUGAAGAGCAGCAAGACUGUCUUGCAUUUGGCUGUCCAGGCUGCAAACCUGCCCCUGAUCCAGUUCUUGCUUCAGCUGCCUGAUCCCCAGAUGUUUGUAAAUAUGAAGGCCCACGGGAACACGGCACUGCACAUGGCCACUGGCCUGCACAGGCACCCCUUGCAGAAACAAAUCGUUCAUCUCUUGCUGCACCACUGGGCGGAUCCCACUGCCCGGAACCUGGAGAACGAGCAGCCGGUUCACCUCUUGGCUUCGGGGCCGGCUACCGAGGAGGUGAGGAAGAUUGCAUAUGGGAAUAACGGGAAGAUAUCUGUUUGUUCCUUGCCUUUUACCAUCUCCAUGCUGGUGACAGCAAUCCUGAGCAUGUCUACUCAGAUUGAGCUGAAUACUCUCCAGGCCUAUGCUAAAGAAAGGACUGGACUUGAGCAAGGAGAGCAGAUGAAAAAGCUGGCAACUAACUCACAUGCUAUUGUAACAGAGAUGAGCUAA